Thamnophis elegans (Western terrestrial garter snake) is the source of this 2348-nucleotide messenger RNA. It is a transcript of the gene PEMT, whose product is annotated as phosphatidylethanolamine N-methyltransferase. The record is from RefSeq and is a predicted model, not a curated record. The transcript has 6 exons. NCBI's taxonomy places the organism in Eukaryota, Metazoa, Chordata, Lepidosauria, Squamata, Natricidae. Gene Ontology annotation, molecular function: phosphatidylethanolamine N-methyltransferase activity. Bases 52 to 765 code for a protein of 237 amino acids. Gene Ontology annotation, biological process: phosphatidylcholine biosynthetic process.
GGAACCAGGCGUUGCUACGCCGGCUCCUAAGGGGAGGGGAGGGGGGAUUUCAUGCCCUUUCUCUUGGAAUGCUGCGGAGGACUCAACAAUGUAGAUUAUAGCAAGGUCGACCUCUCGGCUAUGACGCUGCUUUCCGAUUACGUGAAGGUGACCGAUCCCAGCUUUAUCGCGGCUGUCCUCUCCAUCGCUUUCAACCCCUUGUUCUGGAAUCUGGUCGGAAGAUGGGAGCACAGGAGCCGGUCCCUCACACGCGUCUUCCGUUCUCCUUACGUAGCCUGCUACUUCCUGGGAGCUGUCAUCAUCUUGCUGAACUUUCUGCGGAGUCACUGCUUCGGAGAAGCGAUGAAGAGCCAUCCCAAGUUGCCACUGCUGGAUUGUCUUUUGGGGUACUAUGCCAGCGUGACCCUCAUAGCAGUGGGCAUCCUGUUGGUGACCUCCAGCUUCCUCGCCCUGGGGUUCAUUGGGACAUUUUUAGGUAAGGUCAACCUGAUUGUAUUUGCCUGCGGACGGGCAAGUUCCCAGCCUCGGGUAUUGUCGGGAAAAAGGGGGGGGGAACGGAUGACUUCGGUGUCUCUCUUGCUGAUUCACCCUUCUCUCCCCUUCCCAACUUUUGUUCUCCUCUUCUGCCUCUUUCAAAUCAGGAGCUCCAGCCCAGUGGGUCUCAUCCUGACCGUGGAGGUGGCUCUGUGCUAUGCAAUUGCUCUGCUCUACGAAGGGCCUUUCACCGAAGAAAUCUACCGCAAGAAAGCACCGAAGUGUAAAUAAGGCCACCGCACCAGUUGACGAAGGCAUCCCCCAAUGCUGGGAUUGGUUGAACACAUAUUGCCUGGCCUGCUGGGAUCUCCCAAAUGGGACAGUUGGAUAGGAUGAGAGGACUUCAGCCUGACUCCUGUCGCAUUCCUCAAACUCCUCAACAAAUACACAAACACACCCAACAGGCCCCAUUCUUAUUUUUGUUUUGUUUGUUUGACCGAACGCCCAACCCUGAAAGGAAAGACUUCGCAAACACACAGGGCCCAGCAAGGGGGCUUUUGAAUGCCGAUGUUUGCUUCCCUUCGGCUUUCAGCUCUUUUCAUUAGCUGCGCAAUUCUGGAUGUUUUGAUUAUAGGCUGGAGAGCAUCAGAAAGGCGGCCCAGGCAGGAGGAGACCCCCGAGUGGUUUAUCUAACUGGAACCGUGUGUGGGACACGUACAAAGAGAGGGAUUGAAAGUAUGAAAAAGCACAGAGUGUGUACAUUCCUUGACAGGAGAAACAAAGCCACCAGGGUGCAUAGUAUUUGGAGGGAGAGGGGAAGGGAUUGGAUGCUUCAGCCGGGAGGCAUGGACUCCCUGUGAAUGUGCAGCAUCUGUAUUCACGCAACAGACCUACAACUGGGAAUGCGAUUCUUCCAUUUUCUGGAUUGGGGCCAUGCCUAAAGAUCUUAAAAUCACCAAAGGUCUGAUAUGCAAAGCCAUAAACAAACCCUAACCAUGUUGGUCACAAAUCAAGGUUAGCGUGUUUUGAGGAAGGCAUCUCCUUGGGUCGUGAUCUGACCUGCUUAAGCUUGAGGUGUUCUUGGUGCUCUCUGAGCUUGGUGGUUUUCUUGCCAACGUUUCGUGACCCAACUAGGUAACAUCAUCAAUGCUGGAAGGGGAUAUGGUUUGUGGCAAAUUUUGAACAGGGCUGCUCUUUAAACAAAAAUGGGAGAUUCUCUCUGGAUAGCCAGUCAUGUCAGGAAGAAGAUUGAAAUCCAAGUUCUCCAGAAUUCGGUAGAAAACAGCAUGUUCGCAUUGUAUCUUCUCCAUUGUCCCUCAGCUGAAAUAGUGCACCCCUUCGAAAUGACUUUUCCAGUUUUGGGGUUUCAGAUACGCCCCAUUUAUUGCUACGGCCUUUUCUCUAUGUGCUGUGAUAUCUUAACUUCUUAAAGCACCUUCUUAGCUUCUGGACCUCACCACCAAUGGUGUUUUUUGUCAACAACGUUGGUGGACUUUUGCAGCCAAAGCAACUCUAGUUUAGUUUUUGUGGUGUUCCAGAGAAUGUUAGAUCUUGGAAGCAUAGCCAUAAGCCCCAGAAUGUUGCUUUAAGUGCUGAGUUUUACUCAGAGAGGUAGGAAUGGGUCAGAUUCAGCAGUACGGUUGGUUAAUCGCGAGUUAUCAUUUCUGGAAAAGGAACAAAAACAGCAGCAUUUUCUUCAACCUUUGAAGAGCGCGAGAGUUUCGCCACACAUUUUUGACCCUCCUCCGUGAUGUUCAUCUCCUCAAACUUCUCCUGAGGCUCCAAAGGCAGCUUGUUCUUCAAUGAAGUGAACAUCUGAUGAAUGGAUCCUAAGAGAUGUAGGUCAGCAAGAGAUGGCCUAGAUUCUUCACCCA